Molecule: messenger RNA, 1032 nt
Organism: Naegleria gruberi
Lineage: Eukaryota; Heterolobosea; Eutetramitea; Acrasida; Naegleriidae
Exons: 1
Coding region: 1-1032 (343 amino acids)
Biological process (GO): protein folding
Cellular component (GO): endoplasmic reticulum
Molecular function (GO): protein disulfide isomerase activity
Source: RefSeq, a predicted model, not a curated record
AUGGAAGGUAUCAUUGAUCUUACUAAUGCCAAUGCUGCUUCUGUUCUUGAUGGAUCCAAGGGUGUCCUUGUUGAAUUCUAUGCUCCAUGGUGUGGACAUUGUAAGAAUCUUGCCCCAGAAAUGGUCAAACUCGGUCAAGCUUUGAUCAAAGCCAAGCCAACCAUUGUUGCUGUUGCUAAAAUUAACUGUGAUAACGAAAGAGAUGUUUGUUCCAAGUAUGGUGUUCAAGGUUAUCCAACUUUGAAGUACUUCCCACGUGGAUCAUCCGAACCAAUUGAAUACAAUAGCGGAAGAACUGUUGAAGCUAUGGUUGAUUUCAUUAAUCAAAAGGAACCAAGCUCCAGAUUGAGAAUUGCCAAGGAACCAACCUUUGUUGAAGAUCUUAGCCCACAAACCUUUGACAAGAUUGUCUUGGAUAGUGAAAAGAAUGUUUUGGUUAAAUUCUAUGCUCCAUGGUGUGGACAUUGUAAGAAGAUGGCUCCAGACUAUGAAAAGGUUGCCAAGGCUUUCCUCAAUGAAAAGAGUGUUGUUGUUGCUCAUGUUGAUUGCGACAAGUAUAGAGAUCUCUGUUCCAAGUAUGGCGUUCAAGGUUAUCCAACUUUGAAGUUCUUCCCAGCUAAGGAAAAUAAGGAAGCUGAAGAAUAUAACUCUGGUAGAGAAGCUCCAGCUUUCCUCGAAUUUUUGAACAAUAAGGCUGGUACUUCACGUAAUAUUGAAGGAGCCUUGUCUGAAAAGGCUGGUGUUCUCGCCAGUAUGGUUGGUCCAGUCAAGAAGUUCCUUGCCGCUUCUACUGUUGAAGAUAAGAAGAAGGUUAUUGCUGAAGUUGAAGCUACAGUCAGUUCCUUGGUUGGUGCUGCUAAGGCUAAUGCUGAUGUCUAUGCUAAGGCUAUGGCUCGUAUUGUUGAAAAGGGUGCUGAAUACGUUGCUACUGAAGUUGCCAGAUUGGAAAAGAUUUUGGCUGGUGGUUCAGUUUCUGGUGAUAGAGCUGAUGCCAUGAAGAUUAGAAUGAACGUUUUGAAGACCUUCAAUUAA